AUGAGCGACAGAGAUUACUCGUACAAGAGCUCCGGCCAUAACAGCCAGGGUAACCAUUACUGCUCCCGUGACUACGGCAGCAGCGCUUCGGAUUCGAACUCGUACCAUUAUUCCAAUCAGGAUGGCUCGUACUAUUACUCCAACCCCGACGGCUCAUCCUACUACAACGACGGUCAGGGUAACUCAACCUACACGCCUGCGUCAGGCUCGACAUCCGCAUCAGGAAAUGGAGGUAGUAACAGCAGCAGUGGUGAUAAGAAGUAG
Messenger RNA from Daldinia childiae, 264 nucleotides. RefSeq lists its product as uncharacterized. The coding region runs from base 1 to 264 and encodes 87 amino acids. Lineage: Eukaryota; Fungi; Ascomycota; Sordariomycetes; Xylariales; Hypoxylaceae. The transcript has 3 exons. The record is from RefSeq and is a predicted model, not a curated record.